Xenopus laevis (African clawed frog) is the source of this 1004-nucleotide messenger RNA. It is a transcript of the gene cnfn.2.L, whose product is annotated as cornifelin, gene 2 L homeolog. The record is from RefSeq and is a predicted model, not a curated record. The coding region runs from base 113 to 448 and encodes 111 amino acids. The transcript has 4 exons. Lineage: Eukaryota; Metazoa; Chordata; Amphibia; Anura; Pipidae.
AUUUGAGUGGCCUCUAUAAAUGGCAGGCAUAAAGACAGGUUGCACACACAUAGCAUCCAGCUACUGCAUCUUUCUGAGCAUCUACUGAGCCAAGUCUGCAGCCCAAGUCACAAUGUCUUAUCCUGUCAGCUAUGAGCCCAAGGGGGUGCAGAAUUUUGCUGUCAGUGCCCCCAGCAAAUGGAGUUCUGAUACCUGUGACUGCUGCACCGACGCAGGAAUCUGUCUAUGUGGAGCCUUUGUACCCUGCAUUUUGGGUUGUAGAGUGGCAAAGGAUUACGGAGAGUGCUGCUGCCUGCCAUUUCUGUUUGGCAGCACUCUUGCCAUGAGGACAGGAAUGAGGGAGCGCUACCACAUUGAGGGCACUAUCUGUAAUGAUUGGGUGUGCGUCUCGUUCUGUGGCCCCUGCACUCUCUGCCAAAUGGCUCGGGAACUAAAGGCCAGGAACUGAAAAGACUACAAGACAUUGGGGGAAGGGACAUAAGGACAUUUGCCUGAAGGACCUAAUUACUUUUGGUUGGUUGAGACAAUUUUACUAUUGCACCUGUGCUGGACCCUUACAUGCCGUGUAGAUGGCAACACACUAGCAGUGUCAGCUAUACCUGCAUGAAUAUAUUGGAACCAAAUAUCCAAGACAAGUAACAAUUUAGAAGAUAAGAACAAUUAAAUGGUGACAAGAAAGUCAUAUUUUCUAAGCUUAUUUUGGCAUAAAUUAUACCUGUACGUAAAACCUCUGUAAUGUCACACCUGACAUUGGCUGACGGGUGUUGUAGUGUAACCUUCCAGCCACAGUUGGUGGAUCCUCACUGCAGAAGACCUGGACUUUCAAACAUUAUCAUGACCUAGUGACCAGCAUCACAUCAGUAUGCAAUAUUGUUAUUAUCUUAUAGUCAUUAAGGGGGUUAUUUGCCAAAACUCAUUCUCAUCAUUUCUCGACCAACAAACUCGACCAAACUCCCAUCCACGAUUUUACCAUGUUUAUUAAUAAAAUAACUCAACAAAUUUUA